Meyerozyma guilliermondii ATCC 6260 is the source of this 2850-nucleotide messenger RNA. RefSeq lists its product as uncharacterized. The record is from RefSeq and is a predicted model, not a curated record. The coding region runs from base 1 to 2850 and encodes 949 amino acids. The transcript has a single exon. Lineage: Eukaryota; Fungi; Ascomycota; Pichiomycetes; Serinales; Debaryomycetaceae.
AUGAUGCUGGCAUCCCAGAAGGACCGCAUUCUCCGGCACGACACUUCGGCUAGUGCCUCUAGCCGGACCCACAGUUUGGCGUCGGGAAUGAUGCUCGCAGACGAUAAUUCCUACGAUCUGGUUGAUCGUGUAGCACUCUAUGAACUGGUACUUAAAAUAAUGAUUCUCGAUUAUGUGACAGAAGCCCGAUUCCGGACUCCGAUAGAAGACUUAGAGCUUACCAAGAGCCGAUCGCCGACUCGUGCAAACGAAAAGAUCCCAUCCUACUUGAUAGCGAGCUUGGAGUCUCGAUUGAAAGCCAUCGCAUUGAAGAAGAAUGUUGGUCCAGAAUUGGACGAAACCACUCGAAGAUCUUUCCUCAGUUUCUACAGUGAAUUACUAGACCUCCGGUUUCGAAACGAAGUCUCCAAAAAUGGAACUUUUCAAUACUUGCUAAUGAAGUUUGUUUCUUGUGCUAGUAAAGAAGUUGCAAAGGUAGGUACCGUUGCUCCUACAGAUAUCAGCGGGGUGGUAUUUGUUCAAGCUACCAAGUUUGUAAACAUACUCGAGUCUCUCGUGACCAAAGACGACAAGAGAGCAGAAGCAGUGAUUCUGACCCUUCGAGAUGCUCAGCAAUCUUUCAAACCUUCGGGCCACUCUUCCUCCUCCACCUUGGACCCGACAAACGCACGCUAUAGAAAACCUUCCUUCCGGGUGGCAGAUAUGGACCAGACCAAGCUCGCCCUUCUUCAGGAGCUUUUCAAUGUGGAUCUGGUCAAAUUGCAACAGGAUGUAUUCAAGCUCAAAGAUUACGUUCUGGAAAAGACUCUCAUCAAAGACAUUGAACAAAUCAACUUUUAUACAGAGAAAGACCUCGGUUUGCUAAAUCCCAGAAACUUUCAAACUAUGAAAGCUUACAAUGCAUGGAAAAAGCGAUUUUUGGACCUUUCCUCGUCCAUUUCCAACAAGUAUAAAGUCCCACCUUCCAUGAAACUUCUUGCCGCUCCUCCGCUCCCAAAUGGACUGGACUACUACAUGAUACCAUCCAAAUCUCAUGGCCGCUCAUAUCUCGUCAUAUUAAUGUUGCUAUGCUUGCAACACCAGCAUAAGAAUACAAUCAUUCAGGACACCGAAACCGCACUCUUCUCAAAACCAAUGUUGUCCAUCAUAUCCACCUGCGCAAACAUUUGGCUCCAAGACUAUUCUACCAGGGCAGUAUGCCUCUAUACUGCUGCUCAUCUAUCGGGCAUCUUGAAGGAUGACAAUGAGGGUCCUCAUACUCUCGGACCGGUUAACAUGGACGCUACUAAACUAAUCUUCUUACAAUGCAAGCGACUUGUUGAAGAGAUUGGUAAACUAGACUGGGAAGAUAAACACAUGUGGGCCAUCAAAGAUCAAGAAGAAUGGACCAAAAACUUGACGUUUUCUUAUAAUGAAUCCAUGUAUGGUAUAAAACAGUCGUUGGAACAGAUAUUCAACCCACACGCCAAACCCAAAUUUGGUCCAUUCUUGAUGCUACUCGGAGACUUUCUCGAAUCAGAUUGUCUCUUCCCACUGAUAGCGGAAUCUGGCUUGACGAAAAAGUGGGAGAAAAAAUUGUCAAAGACCCUCAUGCGGACCUCAGAGUCUCGAUAUGCUCAGUACUUGAGUAAUUUGCCUCGUGACGAUACCCUUAACAUAGUUCAUAUCAUUGACAUUAGUGACAAAAUAGUUGAGGAUGUCAGGCGAUUGCAAAAGAGAUACAAGAACCCUCUUCUUGGUUUUUUGAUGGUUCCCCAUGUCGCUGCCGCCGUAAUUACUGGGAUGUUUGCAGCUGAUUCCAAGAAUAUCUUGAAGCAUAUUGCAGCAUAUUGCAAAUCACGAAAUGAAGAGCUUCCAUUUGGUGACGCACUAGAAGCGUACAAAUCACUUUAUGAGAUCCGCAAUAUCUACAAUCAAGUUUCCACUUCAAAGUCGGUUUUCUCUUUUGAUUUGGAAUCGUUUUUUUAUGAAUUUCUCCAAGAAUGGGUGAUUGAAAGUGGUGAGAAAUUGAAAUCAAUUGUGGAGCAGGCACUCACUUCCGACAAAUACAAUGCAAUCAACCUCGAGCACGACGACAAGAAACAUAGCUCGUCUGUUCUCGAUAUUUUCACGUUGGUCAAGGAGUAUUUGAGAAUUUUGAAGUCUUUAAAUUGGUCCAACGAAUACCAACUAGCCAAAGUACAGACUACACUUUUAAAGAGUAUCUCAGAUGCAAUCUUAUUAUACGCCAAUACUGUUACUGACAAGAUAAUUGGCGAGCUUGAUGAAGAGGAACAGAAGAAGCUUCUUGAAUUGGCAGAAUCCACGACAGACAAGCGGAAGAGUGGAAACUGGUUCGAUGAAAUGAAGAGCGUGGUCAAUAAUAUCCAGAGUGGAGGAGCCCCAAAGCUCGAAGCUGAAAGUGCCUAUAACUUCAAGCCACAAACAUGUGUUGCGCUUAACAACCUUCAGGCUAUGAUGUACCAAUUGAGCAAGCUAGAGGAUAUACUCGAUCCAGAAAACAUUUCAAAUGUGGUCUCCGCGUACGAGCCUUCACUGAAGAAGGAAUAUACAAGCCACGUUUUCUCCUUGCGCUUGGUUAAAGCAGAGAAUUUGCAAUGCACAUCUGGUUCGGCUGCUUCUAGUUUGAGCCCAUAUGUUACACUUAUCGAUACCAAGGCAAGAAAAACCAUUGGAAAGACAAGAACACUUCACAAUACUCCAUUGCCAGAGUGGGAUGAAGAGUUUGAAAUCACUUUGGCUGCUAACUCGUCUCUAACCAUAUCUGUUACGGCAUGGGACGAGAAAAACUAUUGGAUCACAUUCUAUCUGUGGACGAGCGUUGUUGCAAUUGGAUCCACAUCGAUUUAA